Dufourea novaeangliae is the source of this 1163-nucleotide messenger RNA. RefSeq names its product coiled-coil domain-containing protein 50. Bases 129 to 1163 code for a protein of 344 amino acids. NCBI's taxonomy places the organism in Eukaryota, Metazoa, Arthropoda, Insecta, Hymenoptera, Halictidae. The record is from RefSeq and is a predicted model, not a curated record. The transcript has 5 exons.
CGUCUAUUCACUGCUGUUCUCAAGAUGGAGAGAAAACGACGUAUGUUUCCCGUGAGACGGUUGUAAACAAGAAAGUUGUAAAGCCUUGAAGGAUCGAUUUUGCCGGAAGGACAUUGGUUUAAUACGAGAUGGCGAAAUCUGUGCUAGGUUCGGACACCCUUCCCAAGGCUGGUCGUGUGAACGAAGUUUGUCGGGAGUGGUUGGUUCACGAGGAUGGCGCACUCGCCUACCGACUUCAAGACGAAGAAAUCAGAGAACACUAUUCUGGCAACAAGGUGCGUAACGCUCAAGUGAGGGAGGACGUACCAAAAGCACGGGUCGAACAGGAAUUAGAAGCUUUAAGAUAUCAGGACUAUGUCCAACAGCAGGAAGAAAGAGAUGCCCUGGUUGCAAGGCAAAUUGCAUUGUCCCUGGAAAAGGAAGAAAGACAUAAGGAACGUGAGUUACAAGAACAGAUGAGGUUGCAGUUGAGAUUGGACGAUGAGGUGACGCAGCUUGAAAUCCAAAAACAUAUUCAAGAAGAAAAAGACGAGGAACUGGCGAGGAAAUUGCAACAAGAAGAGGAAGAGAACGCUAUAGACAGUCACGAUGGGCCUGGGCCUGUCGAUGAACAAUUUUUGCUGGAUCAAAAAAUUGCGAUGGAAGCGCAGGAUGCUGAACUGGCACGAAUGCUACAGGACAAAGAACGGGCGAAGGCUAGAAAGGCCAGGCAGAAGGCGAGACAAAGGAAGUUAGAGAGGCAGCAGAAGGAGCUGGAAGAACAGAAUACUAUGGAAAGGCCUCAGAGGCCCGAUAAGUUGGAUUUGAAAAGUACACCGAAUAAAAGUAGAGUCCAGCCUACCACAAACUGUCCGCAAUAUGCGGACCCAGAAGAAAUACAAACAUUGGACGACACCACUGAAAAUAUUCGGGAAGUACAGAAUGUCGCUGCGAUUAUCGAUCCCACUUAUAAUGGUAGCGUCCAUCGACACACAUCCAGUAGCUCGAGCAGCACAGUCAGUCCUACAUUUGCACUGCCUACACCGCCGCAGGAACUCAUGAACGACGACGCUCCGUGUUAUAUGCCUAUACAAGGACAACGAAGAAAUCAAAUGCAAUCCCCGUCACAAUUUCAUGAAGAGAAACACAAGCGUAGAGUGAAGGAUGGCUGCAAACAGCAGUAA